UGGAUCUAGAGGAUUGGCAUAUUUUAUCGUUUUAGUAUCAUAAAGGCAAUGCUGAAGAUGAAACCAAAAAAAGUUACAGAAAACAUGCAUACAUCUUUGAACAGCUUACAUGUUUACAGGAUACAAUCUUAUGCGAAAAGUGUUUUUAUUUAAUGCAUCUCUCUGACUAGUCCAUUCCGUCUGAUUUCACUGCAUAGCCUGUACUAUUAAAACAUUACAUAGCUAGCUCUCGCAGCCAUUUCGAAGGAGUCUCAACAACAGAAAUAAUAAUUAGAAUAUUGAAAAGCUUAAAAUGUUUUAGUUGGUCUUUGAACAUUUUCAUUAAGAAAUACAUUACACAUCGAAAUUAUUUUCCUUUCCCGGUCGCUAAUCAUUUCUUUCAGGGAUUUCAAGUGCAUAAUGCAAAAUGUUUCCAACGGAACCUUAGAUGAAAACGUUUGCAGGCACUUUGCAUGCUGCUGUAACAGAGCUGGUUAAUUUCAAUAGUCACAUUUUGGCUAACGUUAGCUGGCUAAGCUAAACUAGCUAACGGGAGACCCAGGCAUUGUCUUGAGCUACCGUUAGCCAAUCUGGUCAGACAAACCAUCACAAAAGCCAACGGGGGAAAUGACUCGUACGUCAAGUAUACAUGCGAAGCGAUCAAAUGUUAAUAUAAAAAUACGCGUGUGUGUUACCUUUCGUAUUAGCAGAGCUGUUUUAGUUUCACAUCCGGAGCAGUUAAGUUGAACAACAAGCCACCAGCACCAAUCAGCGCAGUCGGUGCAGACCUCAACCAAUCACAAGCCGCAUAGCCAGCGGAAGUAUAUUUAUGCUCUUCCUCUUAACUCCGUUGUUCGACGUCCGUCCAUGAAAGACGUCCAUUCAUUUUUUUUAAAGUUCUACUGUUAAAUUCAACUCUGUUCCUGAUUCUUGUCGACUGAAGCAGGAUGAUUGAACCCAAGAAGAGAGCGGCGGACAUGGCUGUGGUUCCUACCGCCGUGAAGCGGCCCCGCACCGAGCUGGUGGCCGCGGCUCAGUCGCAACAACUCGUGGCGAUGGGCCCCCCACGGAGCUCCAGCCUGCAGGCUCCCAUCAUGCUGAUGUCGGGCCACGAGGGGGAGGUCUACUGCUGCAAGUUUCACCCCAACGGAGCCACGCUGGCCUCCUCAGGAUUUGACAGGCUCAUAUUGAUGUGGAAUGUAUACGGGGAUUGUGACAACUAUGCCACUAUGAAGGGCCACAGUGGAGCAGUGAUGGAGCUGCACUACAACACAGAUGGCAGCAUGCUGUUUUCCGCGAGCACGGACAAGACUGUAGGCGUCUGGGACAGUGAAACCGGCGAGAGGAUCAAGCGUCUGAAGGGCCACACCUCCUUUGUGAAUACCUGCUACCCUGCUCGCCGAGGGCCCCAGCUCGUCUGCACUGGCAGCGAUGACGGGACGGUCAAACUGUGGGAUAUUCGCAAGAAAGGCGCGAUCCACACUUUCCAGAACACCUACCAGGUGCUCGCCGCCACAUUCAAUGACACCAGUGAUCAGAUCCUCUCUGGAGGCAUCGACAACGACAUCAAGGUGUGGGACUUGAGGCAGAACAAGCUGAUCUACAACAUGCACGGCCAUGGUGACUCAGUAACUGGACUCAGUCUGAGCUCUGAGGGGUCGUACCUUCUCUCAAACUCCAUGGACAACACGGUGCGUAUUUGGGAUGUCCGGCCAUUCGCACCCAAGGAGAGGUGCGUGAAGAUUUUCCAGGGCAACGUUCACAACUUUGAGAAGAACCUGCUGAGGUGCUCCUGGUCUACUGACGGCAGUAAGAUAGCUGCCGGCUCCGCUGACAGAUUUGUGUACAUCUGGGACACCACAUCACGUAGAAUCCUCUACAAGCUGCCGGGCCACGCCGGCUCGGUUAAUGAGGUGGCCUUUCACCCAGAGGAGCCUAUAGUGCUGUCUGGCGGCAGUGACAAAAGGCUCUACAUGGGAGAAAUUCAGUAGUGUUAGUGUGUGAGUGUGUGUGACGGUGUGUGUGUGUGUGUCUCCUGCCUCAGAAGUGGAUGGGUGGUGUUUGUCAGUGGGUGAGGAGUCUCUGUAAUUUCAUGAGCUUCAGCUUGUUUAGAACAACAAGUUUUAUUAUCAGUCACAAACAGCUAUGCCAGGACUUUUUUGUUUUGUUUUGUUUCUUUAUAAUAAACUUGAAUAUUCUUUCA
Molecule: messenger RNA, 2182 nt
Organism: Pungitius pungitius (ninespine stickleback)
Lineage: Eukaryota; Metazoa; Chordata; Actinopteri; Perciformes; Gasterosteidae
Gene: snrnp40
Product: small nuclear ribonucleoprotein 40 (U5)
Exons: 10
Coding region: 927-1970 (347 amino acids)
Cellular component (GO): catalytic step 2 spliceosome
Molecular function (GO): RNA binding; protein binding
Source: RefSeq, a predicted model, not a curated record